Linum tenue is the source of this 2029-nucleotide messenger RNA. NCBI's taxonomy places the organism in Eukaryota, Viridiplantae, Streptophyta, Magnoliopsida, Malpighiales, Linaceae. The record is from the annotation of a GenBank genome assembly.
AAAUGACAAACGCGAUGAGAUCAUCAAGACCAGUAGUAGCACUGGGUCAGAGUCUAUCCAAUCUAAUCCCCAGGCCACUAUUGGCCCAUCCCGUCUCUGUCUUAACUCGCCCCCAAUCUCAGCCAUUACUCUCUCGCCCACAAACCUUCAGCUCAACAGCACCAGAGGGGAGAGACUUCUGAAUCUUCCGACUCCUCCUGCAGCACGCUUCCGCCAUGGCGUUCCCAGUCGUUGACGCCGAUUACCUCAAGGAGAUCGACAAGGCCCGCCGCGAUCUCCGCGCUCUCAUCGCCUACAAGAACUGCGCCCCGAUAAUGCUCCGUCUGGCGUGGCACGACGCCGGGACGUACGAUAAGAGCACCAAGACCGGCGGACCGAAUGGCUCCAUAAGGAACGAUGAGGAGUUGGCUCACGGUGCCAAUAGCGGCCUGAAAAUCGCCCUUAGUUUCUGUGAGGAAGUGAAGGCCAAGCGUCCGAAGAUUACUUACGCCGACCUGUUUCAGGUGAGUAAUUGAUAUGAAUUUGCUUCUGAUGGCCAUCGCGGUUGCGAUUCUACAUUUUGAAAUAAAUAGUGCACUAUAAACGAGUGUUAAUCCUAGAGGUUUAGAAACUGGUGACUAUACAUGCGUGCCUAGAUUAUAUUUGUGGUUUCUGGAUGCCCAUUGUAUGCUCAUCUUGUACUGAUUUCUCACUAGAACUGUGUGCUUUGUACACUUCUUGUUCAAUUGUUGAUUCAUGACCUCAUCGUCGGAGUGUUGUUGAUGCAGGUUGCACUGAUGAUGAGAACCUUAUAUAUGAUCAGGUUUAGAAUUGGUGAUUGUUGCCUACUUAUGGUACUUGUACUUGUGCAUGCAGCUUGCUGGUGUUGUUGCAGUUGAGGUAACUGGAGGUCCAACCAUUGACUUUGUCCCCGGUAGGAAGGAUUCAAAAGUUUCCCCCAAGGAAGGCCGACUUCCGGAUGCCAAACAAGGCUCGCCGCAUUUGAAGGAUGUAUUCUACAGGAUGGGUCUCUCUGACAAGGAAAUUGUGGCACUAUCAGGUGGCCAUACUCUGGGAAGGGCACAUCCAGAGAGGUCAGGCUUCGAUGGCCCUUGGACCAAGGAGCCAUUGAAGUUUGAUAACUCAUACUUCGUGGAGCUGCUGAAAGGUGAGACUGAAGGACUAUUGAAACUUCCAACUGACAAUGCCUUGUUGGAUGAUCCUGCUUUCCGUCCCUUUGUUGAGCUCUAUGCAAAGGACGAGGAUGCUUUCUUCAAGGACUAUGCAGCGGCACACAAGAGACUCUCCGAACUAGGCUUCACCCCAGCCUCCUCGGCUUCCAAGGCAACGGCCAAAGACGGCACCGUUCUGGCCCAAAGCGCUGUCGGAGUAGUUGUUGCUGCUGCAGUGGUGAUCUUGAGCUACCUGUACGAAGUCCGCAAGAGAGCCUGAUAAUAAAAUAUAAGUAGACCGACCGACCGACCAGCUAGAACAGGCCUUUUCCAUUACACUAAUAAUUCCUAGCUACACGUUUCUUUACCUGAUAUGUGACUCAAAUAAACUCCGUAUUCUCUCCGGUAGCUUCGUAUUCAAGCCCCAAGUUGAAUUGAAUCACAUGCAAUGCACUUUGGGCUUUCAACUGUCUUUGUAUAAAUAUCCAGAAAGAACAACUGGCAAGCAGAAUCACAACUCGGAGCGUGUAUCUGUCAAUGCCGCUACCUAAUUCCCAUGUGGUGAAAACGCAACUCCCUCUGUGUAGGCUGUAGAUUGCAGGACCGCGCAUUACCUACCUUGUUUAGCAUGGUGGCAAUAAGUUGCAGUCGGAUGGUGCCGUUUGUGAUCUCAUCAUGCUUGCAUUUAUAUUUGUAAAAAUGCUUCUGAGAUUCUCAGCAAAGAAAAUAACAAAAGUGUAUUCGAGUGCAGCUAACCAUUGUGCAGUCUAUAAUCUCAACUAGUGGAUGUGUACAUUAAUAUAGUUGACAAAAUUUUGUUUAAUACAAUGUAGUACUGGUACGUGUGAUUAAUGCAUUUAAAACUCAUGUUCUCGUAG